UAAGUAGAUGAAAUAAAAUAGAGUUUUGGAGAGAGAGAAAUGAGAAGACGAAGAGAGAUAAAGUGUAGUAGUCCUUCAAAAAUUAUGCCCCAAAACCUUACAUUGAUUUUCAGAGAGAAUCCAAAGGCCCUCCUUAGUUGAAAACCACCCUCCCCCCUAGCUUCUUCUUCUUCUCUUCUUCCAAUUUAUUUUUUUUUAUUAGAAAAAACAAAACAAGUAACUGCCCUUAUACUAGUACAAACAGAAAAACAGAAAGAACAAAAGAAAGAAAAAGACUAUAUAGAUAGAUAGUGAAAACCAAGAAAACCAAAGUGGUAGAGUUUUUUGUUAUAUAUACAGAAGAAAAGAUUGUUCUUUUUCAGUUCAGUUCAAUUCCAAUCAGGCUCCCUCUUCCUCUUUUUCAUUUUAUCCAAUCUGUAAUUUUGUAGGAAGAGCACAGGGUUUUAGGAUCCAGAUCAGAGCAAGUCCGCGGAAGUGGUGUUUAUUCUAGGGUUCAAUCUGGAAGACAUGUUGGAAGAUCGGUCCUGUUUGGUUCAAAGGGAUUGUCGGACAGAAAGUAACUGGAUGGCUUGCAUGAGUUAUUGCAUUGAUAGGAUUGAAGUCCAGAAUGGCAAAAGGCCAUUGGAAAAUGACGAGGAGAGUGAAAAUGUGCAAUGCAAGUUGCAAAAGCAGUCUGAUGGUUCUGUCCUACAGGGAGUGGUUUCAUCCGGGGGCAGCUCUUCCGCGUCCCCUGAUGAGCAAGCUGAUAAUCAGGGUCAUGCUGGGGAGGAUUCUACUUCAGCAUCCCCUGAUGAGCAAGCUGGCAAUCAGGGUCAUGCUGGGGAUAAUUCUGAUUCAGCAUCCCUUGAUGAGCAAGCUGACAAUCAGCGUCAUGCUGGGGAUAAUUCUGUUUUGAGCGAGCUUUUUCAUGUUAUUGGCCGUGACAACUCUAUAAGUUCUCUCAUUCGGUGCUCUAGGUCAGAUUAUGGCGCUGUAGCAUCUUUGAAUAGUGCAUUUCGCUCAUUAGUUAGGAGUGGUGAACUUUAUAGAUUGCGACGAGAAAAUGGUGUCGUUGAGCAUUGGGUGUAUUUCUCAUGCCAGCUGCUCGAAUGGGAAGCGUUUGACCCUACUAGGCGCCGUUGGAUGCAUCUGCCAACCAUGAAUCCAAACGAGUGCUUCGUGUUCUCCGACAAGGAAUCUUUGGCGGUUGGUACGGAGCUUCUUGUUUUUGGAAAGGAGGUGUUGGCACAUGUCAUUUAUCGAUACAGCUUACUGACAAAUACGUGGUCAUCGGGGAUGCAGAUGAAUGCGCCAAGAUGUCUAUUUGGUUCUGCCAGCCGUGGGGAGAUCGCCAUUCUGGCUGGCGGUUGUGAUUCACGAGGUAAAAUCCUUAGCUCUGCUGAACUGUACAACUCUGAGGAAGGCACGUGGAGGACUUUGCCAAGCAUGAACCAGCCACGUAAGAUGUGUUCGGGCGUAUUCAUGGAUGGAAAGUUUUAUGUGGUAGGAGGCAUUGGAGGAGCUGAAUCAAAGCUGUUGACAUGUGGGGAGGAGUAUGAUCUGGUAACAGGAACAUGGACUGAAAUCCCAAACAUGUCACCUGUGCGACCUAAUGCAGCUAGGAAUGAUAUGCCUGCUACAUCCGAAGCACCUCCGCUGGUGGCUGUUGUAAAUAACGAAUUGUAUGCUGCCGAUUAUGCUGCCAUGGAGGUUAGGAAGUAUGACAAGCGAAACAGAGCAUGGGUUACCAUUGGACGAUUGCCUGAACGAGCAGCUUCCAUGAAUGGGUGGGGUUUGGCCUUUCGGGCAUGUGGUGAUAGUUUGAUUGUAGUUGGAGGGCCUAGGGUUAUGGGCGAAGGAUAUAUUGAGGUGAAUUCGUGGGUACCGAGUGAAGGGCCUCCAGAAUGGAACUUGCUUGGCCGGAAGAGAUCUGGUAGUUUUGUGUAUAACUGCGCUGUCAUGGGAUGCUGAAGAUAUGGUGUUUGGCAGCACCAUGUGUUGUACUGUAGCGGGUGUUGGGUGCCGAUCAAUACAUAAUUGGUUUCUGGGGCAACAGGAUUCUUGCUAAUGGGUAAUUUAUCCCAACUUUUUUCUCUUAUCAAAAUCUUUUCCUUUUUAACCUCUUUUCAGAGUGGGGAAGCACAAACUGGGCUCAAGAUUCAACAACAUAGUUUUCUAUGGAAAGUCUUGAGUACAAUUUUCUUUUCCUUUUCCAACUUCCAUCCGAUGUUCCUUUCAAUUGAAUUGUCUUCUCCCAUCUUCAGUAACAUGAUAUUCCAAAGGUGGCCAUCAAAUAGCUUAAGGUUAGGUGAAAUAACGAGCAAUAUAGUUAUAGUUUUUGAUUAGUGUUUGCUAAAGCUUCCUAGGAAAGUCAUAGAACUUGGUCCUUUUGGGUUUUGCGAUCUUUAUUUUCUUGACUUUGUCGAGGAGAGAAAUAAGGUUCUGCAAGGUUGUCAUUGCCAUCUUGGCUUGUGUAUCGGUACAUUUAUUUCUUGCAAUUGAUGAUCCAUAAAUUUAGUGUACUUUCAAGACAAUUGGUAGCUUUGGAAAUGAAGUACUUUGUUCCAACUUUCGUUGUCUUACAUGUUAUUUUAGGAAUUCUUUCCUUUAUUA
This is a messenger RNA of Solanum dulcamara, 2592 nucleotides long. RefSeq names its product F-box/kelch-repeat protein SKIP11-like. Bases 508 to 1950 code for a protein of 480 amino acids. The record is from RefSeq and is a predicted model, not a curated record. Gene Ontology annotation, molecular function: protein binding. The transcript is spliced from 2 exons. Lineage: Eukaryota; Viridiplantae; Streptophyta; Magnoliopsida; Solanales; Solanaceae. Gene Ontology annotation, cellular component: nucleus.